AUGUUCAACUCGGUGGGCCUGGGGAACUUUUGCUCGCCCGCGCGCAAGGAGCGAGGCGCCGAGUUCGGCGAGCGGGCGAGCUGCGGCUCUAACCUCUAUCUGCCCAGCUGCACCUACUACGUCCCCGACUUCGCCCCGGUAUCUUCCUUUCUGCCCCAGGGGCCGUCCCGGCAGCUGACGUACCCCUACUCCUCCCAGGUGCCACCCGUCCGGGACGUCUCUUACGGCCUCGAAGCGACGGGCAAGUGGCCCUCUCGCGGGGGCUACUCGUCCUGCUACGGCCCCGAGGAGCUGGUCGGCCGAGACUGCCUGCCCCCGGCCGCCGUGACCGAGCUGCUGCUGAAGAACGAAGCCGCCUCGUACGCGGGGCAUCCACACUCACUCCCGCACCACCCGGCCGUCAACGCCCCGGCCCCGCCGUCCGGCUUCUACCCGGCCGUGGGCAAGAACAGCGUCCUCCCGCAGGCUUUCGACCGCUUCUUCGACCCCGCCUUCUGCGGGGGCGACGGGUCGACGGAUCCCCCCGCUCCGGCCGGCGGCGGGGGCGGCCCCAAGGCCGAGGCGAAGGCCGCCGACGGAGAGUCUCCGCCGGGAACCCUGGCGUCCCGGCCGGAGUCGGGCUUGGAGCCCGAGAAUGAGGAGUUACACACGGACCCUAGUUCCACCGGCUCGUCGCUUUCUGCCGCCAGCAAGGAGGCCGGGAAAGGAAAUACCGCCAACGCCCCCCGCGCUCGGAAGAAACGCUGUCCUUACUCCAAGUUUCAGAUCCGGGAACUGGAGCGUGAAUUUUUCUUCAACGUCUACAUCAACAAAGAGAAGAGACUGCAACUGUCCAGGAUGCUAAACCUGACAGACCGACAAGUGAAAAUUUGGUUUCAGAACAGAAGGAUGAAAGAGAAAAAACUCAGCAGAGACCGUCUCCAGUACUUCUCGGGAAACCCUUUACUGUAG
Molecule: messenger RNA, 951 nt
Organism: Tachyglossus aculeatus (Australian echidna)
Lineage: Eukaryota; Metazoa; Chordata; Mammalia; Monotremata; Tachyglossidae
Gene: HOXC11
Product: homeobox C11
Exons: 2
Coding region: 1-951 (316 amino acids)
Biological process (GO): regulation of transcription by RNA polymerase II; anatomical structure development
Cellular component (GO): nucleus
Molecular function (GO): RNA polymerase II cis-regulatory region sequence-specific DNA binding; DNA-binding transcription factor activity, RNA polymerase II-specific
Source: RefSeq, a predicted model, not a curated record